AGAUCCGCAAGUUGCUUUAGACUCUGAGACAGAAGAAAAAGUCGGCCUCCACUGAUGAAAGAAGAAAUGUUGGAAAUUAUGUUGCCUCGCAGCCAAGUGGUCUCUUUAAAAGACCAGGCAGAUGUCUUUCUUCUAAAACCGGAGAAAGGAGGAAGCAUAGUGCAAACCGUACCAUGGUGGAUGUCGACCGUCGGAUGUCCGCCCUCGGCCCGGCCCACUCCGCCGGGCUUCGCCGUCUAUCGGUCCGGGCCGCCACAGCUUACGCGACUUCCACGACGACGCACCGCCUCGGCGUCCUCUCCCUCCGCCCCCUCGCGGAGGUCAUCCUCUCCCACCUUCACGCUGCCUCCGUCCCACUGCGCCCGGGACUCUCCGAGCCUGAGCUCGCCCGCCUCGAGGCCGACCUCGCCUUCUGCUUCCCCCCGGACUUCCGCGCCCUCCUCGCCCUCGCGCUCCCUUCCGGCCCCGGCUUCCCGGACUGGCGCGCCCCCGGUCCCGGUCACCUCCUCCGCCUGCCUCGCUCAGCCGCUGCUCUUCAGGUAGCCCGCGGCUCCUUAUGGCCGCAUUCGUGGGGUUCCCGCCCUGCCGACCCCGCCCGAGCCCUUCGUCGGGCCCGUGCCGCUCUGCGCCGCGCGUCGCUGCUGAUACCACUCUUCGGUCGCUGCUACCUCCCUUGUUUUCCCUGUCUCGCCGGGAACCCUGUUUUCUACGUCGACGACUCCUGCAUCUUCUGCUGCGCCAUCGACAUCAUCGACUUCUUCCAGUGUCGUUCCCCCUUUUCUCCGUACCCGAGUUGCUCUUCCACUCUCCCCAGCCUCGAAGCUGCCCGAUGGAUCGAAUUUUGGAGCGACGCCGCAUCCGAUCACCGGCGCCGCAUCUCCUCUUCGUCGUCGUCCUCCACUUCCUGCUCUUAUUCAUCGUCGCCGCCUCCCGAUCCGGUUCGCUUUGUGGAAAUCCGAACUCCAAGGCUGCCAGACUGGGUCGGGUGCUACUUGGACGGCAUCGGCUCCGCCUUAAGGCAGGGAGGGUGGGGCGAAUCGGACGUCCAGGAGAUGGUCAACGUACCCGUCUCCAGUCUCUUCGACGCCGGCGACGAGUGCGUCGCGAGAGCUAAUAUAUUGGUCGAUCCAGAGGCUGCGCUUGACGCACUGCUCGUGAAAGCGGGGCGGUGCUCAGAUUCACUCCGGCAGGCGGGGUGGAGCCCCAAAGACGUCUCCGACGCGCUGGGCAUCGAGCACCCCCGGCGAAAGGGGAGAAGGCAACGGUCGACGGUGGAGGUACCGCCUGCAAUCGCGCUCAGGGUGGAGGAGCUGGCACAGGCGGUGGCCCGAUCGUAAGUGGCAGGCGGUGUCCAGAUUCAAAUCGGCGCCUUUCAUUUCGUUUUUCAAAACUUGAGCAACGCUUGAAGGUGUGUGAAAAAGAGAGGCGUUGGAAAAAUAUAAUACAUGUAUCAAAAAUCUUUGAUUAUUGUAGCAAUGGAAAUCGGAGACUCGUUCAUAAUACAUGUAA
Molecule: messenger RNA, 1509 nt
Organism: Zingiber officinale
Lineage: Eukaryota; Viridiplantae; Streptophyta; Magnoliopsida; Zingiberales; Zingiberaceae
Exons: 1
Coding region: 174-1337 (387 amino acids)
Source: RefSeq, a predicted model, not a curated record